Molecule: messenger RNA, 1313 nt
Organism: Pseudomyrmex gracilis
Lineage: Eukaryota; Metazoa; Arthropoda; Insecta; Hymenoptera; Formicidae
Gene: PQBP1
Product: polyglutamine-binding protein 1
Exons: 6
Coding region: 242-1123 (293 amino acids)
Biological process (GO): alternative mRNA splicing, via spliceosome
Cellular component (GO): nuclear body; cytoplasm
Molecular function (GO): protein binding; ribonucleoprotein complex binding
Source: RefSeq, a predicted model, not a curated record
UAUUUUUGGACAAUUUUCGGUGUUUUACACCACUUUCUUUAUUAUUAUCUGUUAAUUUAAACCAGUAUACAACUCCGUGGCUAGGCGUCAGGAACCCUAUCCACGGUUUUAAACCUAUCAUCAAAAAGACGUAGAAUGGCGUAUGGACUAGCUUUGUAGGUCCACUGAGCCAAAAGAGCACCAAAACCAAAACCUGCUGGAACUUCGAACGCUCGCUUUUUUACAUUGAAUAAAAUGCAAAAUGCCUUUGCCAGCUGCGUUAGCUGCACGUCUUGCAAAAAGAGGUUUAAUUUUAGGAUCUGAAAAAAAUGAAUCUGGAAAGAAAGAUACAAAGAAGAAAGUACACGAAGAAGUUAUAGCUGAGGAUUAUGAUAAUACAAAAGAUGAAAUUAAUCAAAUUGAUAUCUCUCAGAAGUUUAUGGGUUAUAGCGGAUGUCCAAAUAAAUAUAACAUUUAUCACGAAUGUACAAAAAAAUGUAAAGAGUUGUGGGGAUUGGGACAUGUGCAACCUUCUGAUAGAUAUUUGAAGAAACAAAUGAUAUUAAUUCAAAAAUAUCCUUUACCAGAAACGUGGAAAGCCGUUUACGACGCUGGAUCUGGACAACACUAUUACUGGGAUUGGUCGUCUGACUUAGUAUCUUGGUUACCACCAGGUCAUCCUAAGUGUCAAAUAUCCCAGCCUGCGUCCCAAUUGCGUGAAGAACUACAUUUGAAAGCUGGCGACCAAGAUGAUAACAUGUCAAGUGAUGAAAGUGCUAGUGAUCAAGAACCGAUGGAGGUCGAUGAAGCUGAUAUAAAAAAAGACAGAAAAGUUGAAAAUCGCGCGAGGUACAAGGGAUCAGACAACAAACGAGUUCAGAGAUCUGACAAAGACAAAAAGGAUCAUACAUUGGAUCCCAUGGAUCCAGCGGCUUACAGUGAUAUUCCCAGGGGAAAAUGGUCUGAUGGAUUAGCGAGGCACAAUGAAGCUAAGACUGGCGCCGAUACAACCGCUUCUGGACCGCUCUAUCAAAUGAGACCGUAUCCCAGUCCGGGCGCGGUGCUUCGUUCGAAUAGAGCUAAUAAAACAGAAUUGGAAUUACCGAACAAGUCAAAAGGAAUUUUUCCAGAAAAACCGGAAUAAAUAUAUCUUGAUUGUAACAUUUAUAUAUAAUUAUAAAUAUGCAAAAUUACAUAUAUUUAAAAUAACACCGAGUAUUCUUCACGCUAUAUUAUGACCAAUGGAAUCUCGCGACUCUUUUGUAAAGUAAAUAGACUCUUUAUGUAAGUUUUAAUCUUUUUAUGAAAAAUUUUAACUAAAUUUAUAGAAGUAA